Spirometra erinaceieuropaei is the source of this 753-nucleotide messenger RNA. Lineage: Eukaryota; Metazoa; Platyhelminthes; Cestoda; Diphyllobothriidea; Diphyllobothriidae. The record is from the annotation of a GenBank genome assembly.
AUGCCACCAAAGCUGCCUUCUACCGCCGUCGCCGCCAACUUCAGCAACGACUGCGCGAGAUGCAGGACGCCUGGACUGCUCGCAAAGCUGAGGAGCAAAGGGAACGCGUACCGCAACGAAUGGAAGAACUUCUUCUCUGCGAUCAAAGCUGUCUACGGUCCGCCGACGAAGGGCACUGCUCCUCUCCUCAGCGCCGACGGUAGCACUCUCUUGACUGAGAAGACACAAAUUCUACAGCGAUGGGCCGAGCAUUUCCGAGGCGUCCUCAACCGCCCCUCCGUCAUCUCCGACGCCGCCAUCGAGCGUUUGCCGCAAGUGGAGACCAACGUGGACCUCGACCUCCCGCCAUCUCUCCAGGAGACCAUCAGGGCCGUGCAGCAGCUCUCCAGCGGGAAAGCACCCGAAUCGGACGCAAUCCCUGCUGAGGUCUACAAGCACGGAGGUCCCCAACUGAUUGAUCACCUGACUGCGCUCUUCCAAGAGAUGUGGCGUCAAGGUGAAGUCCCGCAAGAUUUCAAGGACGCAACUAUCGUGCACCUAUACAAGCGAAAAGGGAAUCGUCAAGUCUGCUACAACCACCGUGGCAUCUCCUUGCUGAACAUCGCCGGGAAGAUCUUCGCUCGCAUCCUCCUCAACCGCCUCAAUAAUCAUCUGGAACAGGGCCUUCUGCCGGAAAGCCAAUGCGGCUUCCGUCGUCAUCGUGGGACCACGGAUAUGAUCUUCGCCGCCCGUCAACUUCAGGAAAAGCGUUAG